AGAAACGGUUGCUAACAACUCUGGAGAAAGAGGAGAGCAGACCGUUGUGUUAACAUUGAAAGUGGUAUCAGUGGCUAAUUGCUCGAACUACAUUGUUCAGUUCCCUGCAGGUUACUGUUCCCAGAGUACAAUUUAAACCAUGCCUCGAGGAAGAUCAGCCACCAGUGUCCACUCGGACAGCAGCGACAUGGAUAUUGAUGGCAUAGCUGAAACAGAGAUGGGCAAACUGCAGAGACAGUUCCGGAUCAUGGGGGGAGACCGGCUGGCCUACAGCAUCCAGUCUCAAGAUCACAUCCGCAGACAGCGGCAGGAGAUAGAGAAUCUUGAGAAGGAACAGGAGGAGCUACAGCGUAGUCUCUGUGUGUCUGAGAGCCUAUCCCGGCGGCAGCAGGACAGUGAGGACGCCCAGACCCUGCGCUCCAUGCUGGAACAGAGGGACGAGGUGGGGGACGAGGUGGAGAUGGAGAGGCAGAGUCAGGCAGAGCUGGAGCAGGAGAUCUCCAUCAUGGAGAGAAAGCUGGCGGAGCUGAGGAGAGGCGAGGUCACUGCUACUCUCAGCCAAAAGUCCCAGUCCCGCCACACUCAGAAGGCAUCACGCACCCUGGAGAACAAACUGGAUAGAGCCCUUAUUCGCUUCAACAAGCAGCUGACUAAAAACAGCCACCUGAGAGAAGACCUGGAGAGUCUGCGUGUGGAGCGGGUCCGUUUCCAGCAGCUCCACCGCAGACUGGACAAGGAGCUGCAGGAGAUCCGGAAAGACAUCGGAGACAUGGUCAGUCUCGCCACUGCUGCAUACGAUGUCAGGGUGGAGGCCCAGUCUAAGAUGAUCAUGAUGAGGGAGAAGGCAGUAAAGGACCUGUCUCAGUACAGCGCUGAGAUGAAGGAGCUGGAGAGGGUGAUCGCACACGAACGCCGCCUCAAAGAGUUCAUGACCACCAAGUGCAGUGAGAGGAGUGGCCAGGAUGAGGGGCAAGAACUGGGCCGCAGGCAUGAGGUGAAGGAACAGAGGAGGAUGGACUCUGGGGAGGAGUCAGUGGACACACUGGAGGAAGUCUUCCAGAGGAUCCAGAAUAUCACAGGAGAGGAUGACCUGGACAUGCUGGUCACCAGGUUUAUCCAGGUCGAAGAUCAGAACUUUGCCCUCUUCAACUAUGUGAAUGAGCAAAACAACGAGGCUGAAGCUUUGAGGGACCAAAUUAAUCAGACCCAGAGGGAGAUGGAGCAGUUUAAUGUGACGGGGCAGCAGCAGGAGCAGGAACACCAUGCUUUGUUGAGAGACCUUGAUCAGCAACAGAGAGACACAGAGUCUCAGGCACACGAGAAUGAAGUCCUGGCCAGCGCUGUGAGCAAGAUCCUGGACCAGAUAAAGACAGGAGUGAACAGUGUGUUCCAUAAGAUGGACUGUGAUCGCUCGCUGGUAGAGGACUUGCUGGGCUCGUCCUCUGGCAUACGGGAGAACAACAUCAUGACCUACCUGGGUCUGGUGGAGCAGAGGACCAACCAGCUGCUCACCAUGCAGGCCUUCCUCAGCUCCAGGGAUCUUGAUAAGGAGUAUGACCCAAAAGACCUGGCCCGAUUUCUACUGGGUCAGAACCCUGAGGUUCCCAGACAAAAUAUCAUCAUACAGCCUCCAGUCACUGGAGAUGACUAUGACACAGAGGAGUCUCCUCUCACUGAUGAGGAAGAGCGGCCUCUCUCCCAGGGAGAACUACGAAAGAGAAUCAUGAAAGGGGUCUUGCUAAAGGAGGGAUCAGUGCGUCACGCAGCAGCGAGGAGAAAGAUGAGUGUUCCGUCCAACAGCCGUCGGCGCUCCCUAGAGGCCUGAGAGGAGCGGCACACACAGAGAUAGCCAUGUCCAGACGGUUUUGUCUAGAAGAGAUACAGCUUGGUCAAAAUUUACGCAGCAGUUUAGGAUAAUUAACGUAGCAGGUUAGGAGAACUUACGCAGCAGCUUAGGAGAAUUAACAUAGCAGGUUAGGAGAAUUAGGUUAAGGUUAGGAUAACGGUUAGGAUUAGCUAAAAUGCCAAAAUAAUAUAUACUUUUGACGUCAAUUUGACAAAAUCUAUAUUCCAUCUAGACCUUUCUAGCCGCCCCCACCAGGUGAAGGACCUCAUCCAAGGAAGAAUAGCAGAUUUUGUUAUCUAGUGUUAUCACCUGAAUUUCAACCAUGAUCAAAUGACCAAAUGUCACCAUUUUAGUUCUGAUUUAAUAUAUGAUAGAUAGUAUUACUUGUA
Coregonus clupeaformis (lake whitefish) is the source of this 2235-nucleotide messenger RNA. RefSeq names its product outer dynein arm docking complex subunit 1 (gene odad1). Gene Ontology annotation, cellular component: axoneme. The coding region runs from base 140 to 1825 and encodes 561 amino acids. The transcript is spliced from 15 exons. Gene Ontology annotation, biological process: outer dynein arm assembly; cilium movement. The record is from RefSeq and is a predicted model, not a curated record. Lineage: Eukaryota; Metazoa; Chordata; Actinopteri; Salmoniformes; Salmonidae.